This is a messenger RNA of Monascus purpureus, 2517 nucleotides long. The record is from the annotation of a GenBank genome assembly. Lineage: Eukaryota; Fungi; Ascomycota; Eurotiomycetes; Eurotiales; Aspergillaceae.
CAACAAACAACCACGCCUUCCUCUGACAGCUCUUGUCGCCUCUUCUCCCACAAGAAAAUGGUUAAGAGGAAAUUGGGGGCCUUGGAAAAGGUCGAAGCGGACUUGCCGAAUCUGCAGCAUAAAAUACGAAGAGACCCAAAAUCCUACGUCGAAGAUUUUCGCGCCCAACACUACCAAUAUGAGAGCCAUCGGGAGAUUUUCAUGGCGGCGCCCUCAUCGGCUACCGACACAGGCAUUAUAUCACUACGCGACUUAAUUGACUUCAUUUCUCAUGUGGCCGACUGCUAUCCGGAUAUAACGAAGGACUUCCCGCAACAACUCAUCGAUAUGCUCACGCAACACCACCUGGUCCUCGGGCCAGAUCUGAGAGAGAAAAUUGUAGGAAGUUUGAUGUUGUUGAAGAAAAAAGAUCUUUUGGAUUCAGCGACACUUCUCCAUACACUGUUCCCGGUUCUCAUCUCCACGCCCAGCAAAUCUCUGCGACAGUUGCUUUUCCAAAAAAUAGUGUCCGAUUUGCGUUCAUCAAACGCCAAGACGACGAAUCACAAGCUCAACCGGACUAUGCAGACGGUCCUUUUCAAUCUAGUCACGUCAGAUCGCACUUCAUCGAAGUCAUUGUGGGCUGUUAGGAUUACAAGAGAACUAUGGAAACGACAGAUUUGGUCAGAUGCUAAGGCAGUCGAGGUCAUGAAGGAAUGCAGUUUGUCAGAUAAUGAGAAAGUCAUUAUUGGAGGUGUUCGGUUCUUCUUAGGCGGAGACAAGGAGAGAGAGGAGGCCGAGGACGAGAGCAGUGACGAAGAAACCAUCGACAUUGCCCGAAUUCGACAUCAGGUUGGGAUCAACAAGAAGACUAGGAAGAAGUCUCGCGCAGUUGAGAAAGCCCUCACAGCAGCCAAGAAAAAAGAUCGAAGGAAGAACCAGACUGCUCCGCUCAAUUUCUCUGCGUUACAUCUUCUACAUGAUCCGCAGGGCUUUGCUGAAUCCUUGUUCUCGAAACAUCUGCAUAACACAAAGUCGAAGCUAAAUUUGGAGCAGAGAUUACUUGUUCUGCAGCUUGUUUCACGUCUCGUGGGAAUGCAUAAGUUGCAUAUCAUGCAGCUUUACUCAUAUUUCCAGAAAUAUUUGACUCCACGCCAACCCUCUGUCACAUCGUUCCUGGCAUCACUUGCGCAGGCUUCUCAUGAUCUUGUCCCACCGGAUGCUCUUGAACCCCUAAUCCAGAAAAUUGCAAAUGAAUUUGUUUCCGAGGCAUCCGCAGCGGAGGUCGCUACGGCCGGCCUUAACUCCAUCAGAGAAAUAUGCGUGCGACAGCCGCUUGCUAUGAACGAGACACUGCUACAAGAUCUUGUUAUGUACAAGAAGAGCAAGGACAAAGGUGUGAUGAUGGCUGCCAAGGGUCUUCUCGGUCUUUACAGAGAUGUAGGGGCGGAAAUGCUGAGGAAGCGUGACCGCGGAAAAGAGGCUGCCAUGAGCUUACGGGCAGGGGAGAGGAAAGAGAAACGCUUCGGUGAACAGGAGAUAGGAGAGAUCGAUGGUAUUGAGCUUCUAGAGAAAUGGAAAGAGGAGGAGCGAAGGAAGAAGAGGAUCGAGAAGGGCUUGCCCUCGGAUGCGGAAGAUGACGAAGAGGAAGAAGACGAUGAAGCCGCUUGGGAUGACUGGAAUGUGGAAGAUGAUGAGGACAGUGAUGAUUCCGGCGGUUGGAUUGAUGUUCAAAGCGACGGUGAAAUUGAAAUAAGUGACUCGGAUGAUGAUGAUGAAGGUGCUCGACCUGCGAAGAAAACCAAACAAGACGAUGGCGAGGAGAAAGAAAAUACCGACGGUGCUCAGCCUGCAGAAAAGAAAUCCACGAGUAAACUCGCCACUACUCGUAUCCUUACCCCAGCUGAUCUGGCGAAACUCGCUGAACUUCGUGCCGAGGCGUCGAUCACCGCGGCCCUUCCAGGGGCCCGUCGUGCUGGACAGAAUAAUGGCCCGGGCAGACACAAUGAAGACCCGCUUACAGCAGAGCAGAUUGAAGGUCUUGCCGCUCUCUCUUCAGGAAAGAUGACCCGCGAGGAGAGGAUCGCUCGGGUGAAAGAAGGGAAGACUGAUCGGUCAGAGCAUAAGAGUACAACCGCCAGACGCAAGGAGCGCAAGGAGGCCGAGGGUAAGAGUACGACAAACAAGGAGAAGGCCCGGAAGAAGAAUUUUUUCAUGACAUUGGGCAAGGCUAAGAGCAAAGGCAAGCGAAGUCUUACGGAAACAAGGAGAAUCCUGAAGGCUCACCAGGAAAGGCAAAAGAGGGGAGGCAGAAGGGGCAACAACUAGGGUUUUUUACAUGCUUGUACAAAUUAUCAGAAACACAUUAUUAUUGUUAUUAACUGGCGAAAAGUAUCUUCAUUAGCAUGACUUGGGAUGAUGAAGCUAUCCCGUCUGUACCCUGUGCCCUGUGCCCUAUGCCCUGUAGGGCAUGUCCAAGAUAGGCAAUAUUGAGCUCACGCGUCACUCACGUGUCGUCGCGUCGCAAGUGACUUUGAA